Nycticebus coucang (slow loris) is the source of this 10873-nucleotide messenger RNA. RefSeq names its product FRAS1 related extracellular matrix 1 (gene FREM1). The coding region runs from base 548 to 7099 and encodes 2183 amino acids. Gene Ontology annotation, cellular component: membrane. The record is from RefSeq and is a predicted model, not a curated record. Lineage: Eukaryota; Metazoa; Chordata; Mammalia; Primates; Lorisidae. The transcript has 37 exons. Gene Ontology annotation, biological process: cell communication.
AGUACAUAACUAGUAGUGAGAAAGGAAGCUGGGGAGAGACUAGGAAGAGAAGCGACCGACCUUGUUCACAAAAGCUCAGUUUUGUCCCUGCGGACCCAACAGCAGACAGGACGCUGAGCAGUGAGCGGUGAGCAGUGGCUCCCUGCCAGGGAGGUCGGCAAACAGUGGAAGGCAUCUUUACCUUGCCCUUCUCAGGGGGAGUCCUGAGGCUGGGCGCUCGGGAAGUUUGCAAAGCCGCAGCAGCAGCCUUGGAGGAGACCAGCCAAAAGAGUGCAGUGUGAUUAGAAAAGCACUUGGGAGGCACAUUAAUCUUGCCGGCGUUGUCAGGAGUGAUCAGCAAGUUUUAUUAAAAGCCCCAGGAUUGCCUGAAAGGCCUCCUUGUCUCCAUUUGACAUGAAAGGGGUGUAUUAAGAUCUUGGGGCACGUUGUUGGGACCCUCGCCCUGCCCCUUGGACUAUGAGCUGACACCCCAGGAGGGAGCACAGAAGCCUUCCUUUGUUGAAGGGAUUUCACCAGUGGAUGAGAAAACGAGUUGGUCCUUGUCAGCAUGAACUCUCUGACGUGGGGGGGCUCAAAUGCCCUGCUGCUGCUGUUCCUUGUGGGCUGGGCCAGCCCCACCUUCAUCAGCGUUAACCGCGGGCUGAGGGUGAUGAAGGGCAGCUCUGCCUUCCUGUCCGAAGACAACCUGAAGUUUGCCGUUCCCAGAGAGAAAGAUGCCUGCAAAGUGGAAGUGGUGACAAAUGAGCCAGUAACACAGAGGGUUGGGAAACUCACUCCACAGGUCUUUGAUUGCCACUUCCUUCCCAAUGAAGUAAAGUAUGUUCACAACGGUUGCCCAAUUCUUGAUGAAGACACAGUGAAGCUUAGACUUUACAGGUUUACUGAAACAGACACCUUCACGGAAACGUUUACCCUGCGGGUCUAUCUCCUGGAGCCAGAUUGUAACAUCAUCCGCAUGAGUAACAAUGUGCUGGAGGUGUCCGAAUUCUAUGGCCUGUCCCGGGCAAUUGAUAAGAACCUGCUCACAUUUGAUUAUGAUAAGAUGGUCAGCCUGGAAUGCACUGUCAGGCUGGACCCUGUGAGAACUUGGCUGCCAGCCCAUGGCCACAUGGUUCUGGUGGAGCCUCAGCCAGGAGAACCUCGUGGAGAUCAGCCACAUAGUUUUUUCCCUGAGUCCCAAGUGGGAACAGAACUGAAGUGUCCUGGUGGCAGCUGCUCCCCAGGAUUGAAGAAAAUAGGAAAUCUCAAAGUAAGCUGUGAGGAGUUCCUGCUGAUGGGGCUUCGCUAUCAACAUACAGACCCCCCUUCACCCAACAUUGACUACAUCUCCAUCCAACUGGACCUCACAGACAGCAGGAGUAAAAUCGUGUACAAGUCAGAGAGUGCGUGGUUGCCCGUCUAUAUCCGAGCUGGCAUUCCAAAUCAGAUCCCAAGGGCAGCAUUCAUGGCCAUGUUUAUCCUGGAAGUGGAUCAGUUCAUCCUGACCUCUUUGACGACAUCUGUUCUGGAUUGUGAAGAAGAUGAGACCCCCAAGCCCUUGCUGGUGUUCAACAUCACUAAAGCCCCUCUCCAGGGCUAUGUGACUCACCUGUUGGAUCACACCAGACCCAUCUCCUCGUUCACCUGGAAGGAUCUCAGUGACAUGCAGAUUGCCUAUCAGCCUCCAAACAGCAGCCAUUCUGAGAGGAGAAAUUACGAGGUAGAGUUGGAGGUAUUUGACUUCUUCUUUGAAAGGAGUGCACCUGUUACCAUCCACAUCUCCAUCAGAACAGCAGAUACAAACGCUCCCCGAGUCUCCUGGAAUACAGGUCUGACUCUCCUGGAGGGGCAGUCUCGGGCCAUCACUUGGGAACAGUUUCAGAUUGUAGACAAUGAUGACAUUGGUGCUGUCCGGUUAGUCACUGUUGAUGGCCUACAGCAUGGACGGCUUACACUAAGAGGAGGGAAAGGGUUUUUCUUCACCGUGGCUGACCUUCAGACUGGAGUUGUUCGCUAUCAUCAUGAUGACAGUGACUCUACCAAAGACUCUGUAAUCUUUAGGAUAUUUGAUGGCCAUCACAGCAUCCAUCACAAAUUUCCCAUCAGCAUCUUGCCCAAAGAUGAUAGUCCUCCAUUCCUCAUAACCAACAUUGUGAUUGAACUGGAGGAGGGGGAGACCAUCAUGUUCCAGGGCUCCAUGCUGAGAGCCUCCGAUAUGGACUCCAGCGAUGACUACAUCUUCUUUAAUAUCACAAAACCCCCACAGGCUGGAGAGAUCAUGAAGAAGCCAGGGCCAGGACUGAUAGGCUAUUCUGUUUCUGGAUUCCUCCAGAGAGACCUGUUCAAUGGGAUCAUUUACUAUCGUCACUUUGGUGGAGAAAUCUUUGAAGAUUCUUUUGAAUUUGUCUUGUGGGAUAGCCAUGAACCUCCAAAUCUCUCCGAGCCACAGGUGGUGACGAUCCAUAUCACUCCGGUGAAUGACCAGCUUCCAAAAGAGGCUCCUGGAGCUUCUCGACAUUUGGUUGUCAAGGAAACUGAGGUGGCCUACAUAACUAAACAACAUCUACAUUUUAUAGAUACAGAAUCAUAUGACCGGGAGCUGGUCUACACAAUAACGACGCCUCCAUGUUUCCCCUUCAGCCACAGACAGUUGGAUGCUGGAAAAUUAUUCCUGGUGGAUAGCAUACCAAAGCUGACCAAAAAUCCUACAGCCUUGGGGCUGAAGUCUUUUACUCAGCAUGCUGUGAACUAUAUGAAAGUGGCCUACAUGCCACCCAUGCAAGAUGUUGGCCCCCAUCUCCGACACGUCCAGUUCAUGUUUUCUGUCAGUAACCAACAUGGCGGCACUUUGCACAGGGUCUGCUUUAACAUUACGAUUCUCCCAGUGGACAAUCAGGUUCCUGAGGUAUUCACCAGCCCUCUGAGAGUGGCUGAGGGUGGCCAGUGCACCAUCAGCACAGAGCAUGUUCUGGUUUCGGAUGUGGAUACCUUGCUGGACAGCAUCUCCCUCUCGCUGAGGGGACUCCCUCUGCAUGGCAGGGUGGAGCUGGGUGGAUUUCCACUAAACACCGGGGACACAUUUUCUUGGACAGACCUCUGUACCUUAAAAGUUAGGUAUCAACAUGAUGGAUCCGAGGUUCUUCAGGAUGACAUACACUUGGAGGUCACGGAUGGCACAAAUUCAGCAGAAUUUGUUCUACAUGUUGAGGUAUUCCCUGUGAAUGAUGAGCCACCAAUCCUGAAGGCUGACCUCAUCCCCUUAGUGCAUUGCUCAGAGGGCGGAGAGGUAGUCAUCACCUCACAAAACAUUUGUGCCACUGACAUGGACAGUGAUGAUUUGAAACUGGUGUUUAUGAUUGUUCGAAAACCUCAGCAUGGGGUGGUGAGGAACGCUGGAGUCCCAGUGGAUCAGUUCUCUCAGGGAGAUGUUCUCUCAGGGGCCAUAACGUACAAACACACGGGUGGUGAGAUUGGUCUGAUGCCCUGUUUUGACACCAUGACAUUGGCGGUUUUGGAUGCAGAUGCUGGCCCUUUUGUGAAUGGCUGUUGCUACAAUGGACCUAAUCCAUCUGUUUCUCUUCAUGAGUCCUCUCCAGUGUAUGAUCUCAACAUCACAGUUCAUCCAGUAGACAACCAGCCACCUUCAAUUGCAAUAGGUACUGUGUUCCUUGUCGAGGAAGGUUUCUCAGCAGCUCUUACCAUGAACCAUUUGUCGGCCACUGACCCUGACACUGCAACAGAUGACUUGGAAUUUGUUUUGGUUUCUCCUCCCCAGUUUGGCUACCUUGAAAACACACUCCCUUCGGCAGGUUUUGAAAAAAGCAACAUGGGCAUAAGUAUAGCUUCAUUUCAGUGGAAAGACAUGAAGGAUUUGCACAUUAACUACGUGCAGUCCAGGCAUCUGAGGAUAGAACCAACUGCCGACCAGUUCACCUUGUAUGUCACAGAUGGGAAGCAGCGGUCCUUGGAGAUACCAUUUCACCUUAUUAUCAGUCCCACAAAUGAUGAAGUUCCUGACUUUGUAGUGCAGAAUAUUACGGUGUGUGAAGGGCAGACGAAGGACCUGGAUCUUUCCAUCAUCAGUGCUGUUGACCUGGAUGUUCCCAAGGACCCCCUGCUCUUCAGCCUUACUCAUAACCCACGCCACGGUCUCAUCAUCAAUGGGGGCUUCAGGAAAGACCUUCCUCAGAAUAAGCAGCCAGCCAACCCUAAUCAGAAGCAUGAACUUGUCCAAAACUUUUCCAUGGAUCUUCUCAAGACUGGAAUGAAGUUGACGUAUGUGCAUGAUGACUCGGAGAGCCUUGCUGAUGACUUUACAAUCCAGUUAUCAGAUGGGAAACAUAAGAUAUUUAAAACCAUUUCAGUAGAGGUCACCCCAGUUAAUGAUGAGAAACCAAAGCUGACCAAGAAGGCUGAAAUUGCAGUGAGUAUGGGGGAAACUCGUAUUAUUUCUAGUGCUGUUCUCUCCGCCCAAGAUGAAGACUCACCCAGGGAGAAGAUUUACUAUUUAUUUGAAAGGCUUCCUCAACACGGGCAACUUCAGCUUAAGACAGGGAGGGACUGGGUCCCUCUCGACUCUGGCAUGAAAUGCACUCAGGAGGAAGUGGAUCUGAACUUGCUGAGGUACACACAUGCCAGGACAACGGAUUCCCAGAAUUGGGAUAGCUUCACCUUCUACCUUUGGGAUGGCGACAACAGGUCACCUGCUUUUGACUGUCAUAUCACCAUCAAGGACAUGGGAAAAGGUGAUAUUGUCAUCUUCAAAAAACCACUUGUGGUAUCUAAAGGUGACAGAGGUUUCUUGACAACCACCACUCUCCUGGCUGUGGAUGGAACAGACAAGCCCGAGGAACUGCUCUAUGUCAUCACCUCCCCCCCACGAUAUGGACAGGUGGAAUAUGUUCGCUACCCUGGAGUCCCCAUCGCAGGUUUCAGCCAGAUGGACAUAGCUGAGCAGACAGUUUGCUAUGUUCAUAAGAGCAAGGCAGCUGUCCCCAGUGAUGUGUUCAGAUUCAUCAUCAGCAAUGGACUGCGGACCAAGCACGGAGUGUUUGAGAUCACACUGCAGACUGUGGACAGAGCCUUGCCCAUUGUGACUAGGAACCAGGGGUUGAGACUGACUGAAGGGGCCACGGGCCUGCUUUCCCCUGAUGUCCUGCAGCUGAGUGACCCUGACACACCUGUGGAGAACCUCACCUUCCUCUUGGCGCAGCUCCCAAAGCAUGGCCAGCUCUACCUGCGUGGGACAGUGCUGCUUCAACACAACUUCACUCAGCAGGAUGUGGACAGCUGGAACGUGGCCUAUCAGCACUUAGGAGGGGACACCCAGACAGACUGCUUUACUUUUGUGGCCACAGACAGGACAAACCGAGGCUUCAUUGUGAAUGGGAGAGUGUGGGAAGAGCCCAUUGCAUUCACCAUUCAGGUGGACCAGCUAGACAAAACAGCCCCCCAGAUCACACUCCUGAAUUCUCCUUCUCAAGUGGGACUCCUGAAAAAUGGCUGUUAUGGGAUUUACAUCACUUCCCGCGUGUUGAAGGCCUCAGAUCCUGACACUGAGGAUGAUCAGAUCAUCUUUAAGAUUUUACAAGGCCCACAGCACGGACAUCUGGAGAACACAACAGCAGGUGAAUUUAUCCGUGAGAAAUUUAGCCAAAAGGACUUAAACAGUAAGACCAUUCUUUAUGUCAUAAACCCAGCUUUGGAAAUCAAUUCAGAUAGCGUGGAAUUUCAAAUCAUGGACCCUGCCGGGAACUCUGCCACUCCUCAAAUUUUGGAAUUCAAGUGGUCUCAUAUUGAAUGGUCACAGACUGAAUAUGAGAUCUGUGAGAAUGUAGGCACGUUGCCCUUGGAAAUUACCAGAAAGGGAUAUUCAACGGACUCAGCCUUUGUGGGUAUAAAGGUCAACCAGGUGUCAGCUACAGUUGGAAAAGAUUUCACUGUGACUCCAUCUAAACUGAUUCAGUUUGACCCAGGAAUGUCAACUAAGAUGUGGAAUAUAGCAAUUACCUAUGACGGAUUAGAGGAAGAUGAUGAGGUCUUUGAAGUAAUUCUGAACUCCCCUGUGAAUGCAGUUCUUGGCACAAAGACAAAAGCUGCAGUGAAAAUUUUGGACUCAAAAGGAGGACAGUGCCAUCCUUCACGUCCCGUCAACCAAAGCAGGAACAACAUGGGGCAGAGGGGCAUUUGGCGUCCACCACCCCUAGGGGCUUCAUCACCCACCACUUCUGGGUCUUUUCAUCUGGAAAGAAGACCUCGUCCAUCUUCCAAGUGGCUAGCGGUCACCAGGGGGUAUACACUACAGGGCUUUGAUUCUACGGCCCUUUCUCAGAGGAAGCUCAGGCCCCACGGGAAUGGCAAACUGGUUCAUCCAUCCUCUGUUUACAGAAAUGGAACAGACAUCAUUUAUAAGUAUCAUGGAGUGGUUUCCCUUAAACUAGAGAAUGAGAGUUCCCCAACUCACACAAGGAAUUCCCAUGUAUCCAUCCUUAGUCCACCUCAGAAGGCAGCCGGAGUGGCAGAGCCGCUUCAGGCAGAUAAGGUGGAAUCCACAACUGACUCACACUUGCCCAGACAGGACCCACUGCCCUCAUUUGCAAAGAACUGCACUCUGGAAUUAAAAGGGCUCUUCCAUUUAGAAGAAAGCACCCAAAAACUUUAUCAGUGCAAUGGGAUUUCCUGGAAUGCCUGGAGCCCCCAAACCAAGGUGGGAGACAGGGAUGUGGAAGACAAAUCCUGCCCAACAGGGUGGCACCAGCACUCAGGCCACUGUCACAUUCUGAUCACAGAGCAGAAAGGCACUUGGAACAUGGCUGCCCGAGCUUGCUGGGAACAAUACCGGGGCAGCCUUGUAACUGUGUUCUCCAGGAGGCACAUGCGAUGGCUCUGGGACAUCAGUGGGAGAAGGCCCUUUUGGAUUGGUUUGAAUGACCAAGUCCACGGUGGCCACUGGGAGUGGAUCAGUGGGGAACCUGUCACCUUCACCAGUGGGAAGAGAGGGCCCGCUCAACACUUACAGCCUGGGAAGAAUUGUGUUUUGGUUCAAAGACGGGGGAAAUGGCAAACAAAGGACUGUCAGAAGGGCACACCUCACAAUUAUGUGUGCUCCAGGAAACUCUAAAUGUAACUGGCUCUGCAGGUGCCCAUCUGGGAUUUAUCACCUAUUUAUGUACAGAAAAUGAAUUGUCACGACUGACUGGGUACAGCUUCGUUAGCUUCGUCAUUCUACCUAAUGAAAAUGAAACAUAGAUGAAUCAUUCCGGGAAGAUUGAUAAAUGUGUAUUUCUUAUGAGAUGAGAAACAAUUUUUGCAUCUCUAUACCUUUCAAGAUAAAUGCCUACAGUAUUAUGAGGUGAGGGAUUUGGUUGUUCCAGAAGAUCUUCACCCUCGCUCCACUCCAAAUCUCAGGCAGCGCCAAUUUCAUGGUCCUCGGAUAUCUUUGUCCCUUUACCUCCGGUGAGUCCGUUCUGAAAUUUAUAUUGUAGGAGUUCCUACCACAUCAUUCUGAGUGGAACUAACGCUACCAGCUCAUUACACCAAGGUUGAACUACAGAGGGCUGCUUUGUCCCAUGGGAGCCCUUUAAAUGUGAAACCUCAGAUGAAAUUUGUGGAUGAAAAAGAGAAUUCUCUGUAGUGAAAAAGGAAAGGCUUUGGAUGGAAGGAUCUUGCAGGUGGAGGCUUAUCUGCAAAGCGCUAGUUCCCAUAAGAAUUCAUGGGACUUACUGUAUUUCACUGAUCUAUCCAUCCAUACUCAUGAAACAUCUCCUUUUCCAAUAUGGAUGUUAGCAUUGUACCAUUCCAAAGCUAAUGAUUGGAUUUCCCCCAGCCUUACAGAGUCAUCUUUUCAUCUGUGUUUAUCAUGCUGACCAGCAUUUUUCAAGGACAUUUGGACUAGAGUAUAAAUAAAUGAUGGUUUACAUAUGGAAGAAAAAUAUUGCUUCCUCAGAUGUGUCCCCAUGAACUAUGCUGAUGAGCAAAGAAAAAUAAUACUGAAAAGAGAGCCCUUGAAAGCUUAUAUUCUCGGAAAGGAUUUUGAGGCAAUUUUGAGCCCUUAAAUCUUUAAUAUUUGCAAAAAUGGCAUGUUAACUUGAUUCUCUAAUGGAAAGGUAUCUUAUUAAUUUAUAAUCUCAGCUGAGUGGAAUAUUUUUGUGGCAAUGAAGCAUGUUGCAGCCUUACCAGAACUUCCUUCUGAAAUCAAGAUUUAAUUAUAGGAAAUUAGAACUUUAUUCUGAAACAUUUAUUUAAAAUUUUUCUCUUUCAUAAUCAUUAAAAAAUAUUAUUGUGCCAAAUAUAAAUUGCUAUAGUGUACCAGCAUAACUUCAUAAUCAAAAUGGGGAUAUCAAGUAGACUACAGCUUUGGUUUUAUUAUAAAAGUGAGUGUGGUAGACACUAAAAAUGCUUGAACAAAGUCAGUCUAGCGGGCAUGUGAAAACAUGACAAGCGUGUUUUAUUUCACCUCAUUUAUCAAAGUUUUAAUUAAUAGAAAAAUUUACCAAGAGAGAUGGAGAUAAGACUCAGACAUUUUACCUCUUACUUAAAUCUAAACACAAUUGUAGAGUUGGGGGCUCUUCACUUAGAUGACCCAGGCAGGCUCCAGAUUGCUAUAAUGGACACAUUUUCUGUGGGAUACAAGCAAAGUCUUGUGUUUAACUAAAAGAUGCCAUGCUCUGUACCAGCUCCAGCCAAAUUUUUUCUGAUCCACUGGUUUCUAUUGUGCUGAUCCACUGGUUUCUAUUGUGUAAAAAAGUGAGAUUCGGGAUUAAUACAAAAGAGUUAUUUGCCUAAAGAGUUAAGUCCUAGGAAGGAAAGUAAACAUUUGAGAAAUGAGAGAAUACUGUUUCCUUCUGGAAUUCCAAAACUACACAAACUAUAUAAAACUGAAAAAUAGAACCAUGUCAACUGUGUAGAACCUGGUUAGUAUGGUAGAUUUUCACACAUUUCUGUAAUGAAAAUAGCAAUAAUUGUAACUAUAAUUGAGAGUGUUAGCAUAAAGGGAAAAUGUUUUGAUUUUUAUAACAAUUAGAAAUACUAGAAGAAUAUUUACAAAUAUUCCUGAUUGUGAAAGCAUUAAUCAAGUUGGAAAAUCCAAGUAAUUGAAAGAAGAAAAAAGUAGAAAUUCAGGCACACUGGGGUGUUGGGCAAUAUUCGUCAUGACCUUCAUUUCUUUCUCAUGAUUGGACCUUGGUCGGGGAAGGGGGGGAAUAAAUGAUUGUCAUAGUUCCCUCUGCCUUGAUUGGUCAUUUCUGCUUUUUAAGUUCCGGUAAGAGCGAAAAGGAGGGAAAUGAAGUAGUGGGUAAAAUGGGAAGGAAGGAUUAUAGGAGAAACACGAAGAGGGCUGGUAGGAAACAAUAAGAGCUGUUGGGAGGUAGGAAGAAAAGCAUCAGGACAAAAGACCUGAAUGUACCCAGCUCUUCUCCCUGAACUUGAACACCAACUCAGGAAAAGUCCCACUAUAUUCAAGGGCAUCCAUCCACCUCAACAACGUGUAGCUUUUCAGGAUCUUCUGGUUAUUUGGUCCUUAACAAAUACACAGCAUAUACUUACUAAAAAUAAAUUUAAACAACAUAUGAUAAUCAUUUCAUCUUCUUCCAAGAAAAUGAACCAGGUGACAUUAAUUUGCUUUCCUGUUUUUGUUUAUUUUUAAUACAGCCGAAAAGAAAUGCACAUAUAUUAAUUAACACUAUGGUUCUGUGUAAUUUAAACCGUAAACUGGUGCUGAUUAGUGUCUGCAAUAAAGCAGCAUAUGAAAUGUACUGUAUUUAGCGUUGUAUCAAAGUUAAUAAAAAUAAACUUAUUUUAAGUUCUGAGACACUGUUCAUUUAGUUUUCAACAUUUUGUAUCUUUCCUGGGGACACAUGGGUCUUAUAUUUUAAUGAUUUUGUUAAAAAGAGACAGAAAAUGGACCAGGCUUUAGCUGCAUGGCUUCUGUGUAUCCAUGCAUCCAUCCACCAUUCACUGAACAAAUGUUGCACAUGGAAUGCCAACUCUGCACUUGACAUUGUUCUGGAUACUGAACGUACGUAGUGAUGGAGAUAGAAAAUUAAAAGUAUAAAAGCAUAGUACAUACAUACAGAUUUCUUAUAGACUUUUUUAAGCCUCAAGCUUUUCAUCAGGGAAUAAGCCACAGUGGAAAUCAGUGAUUAUGUUAUUCCUUUUCAAAUUUGAAGGAAAUACACACAAACAGCUUGGUAGCCUUUUGUUGUAUUUCCCUCUUGAUUAAGAAACUGGUGUUAACUUCUGAAUUUUAUAAUCAGGUCAAUGUUAUUAUUGAUAGCAACUGUCCCAAAUUUCUUGUUUCCAGAAUCAAGUCGGGAACUAAAAUUUUUAAAUCUAGUUAAUUGAUUUUGUAACAACUAUUUUUUCUAAAAUGACAAGCAGUAUGUGUCUCUGUAUCUUAGAGAUUCCUGAAGCAACAGAAAUUAGAGAGACUUUGGUAUUAUCUAUUACUUUUCUUUUGAUAACAGAGAAGGUUACAGUGUGACGUAUUCAGGGCUAGGACUGAGGUCUUCCAGAUUGUGUGCUGAACAUCCUCUGGUUAUUCUACAUGUCUGUUACCACUCUGAGCAGAUGGUUUUAUUAUAUUCAGUUAAAAUAUCUUUAAUGAGUGUAAUAAAACUCAUCAUAUACUUGAAAGCAUUACUAUAAGCAAAAGACGACAGACACAGAGGCCAUACCUUUUAUGAAUCCAUUUACAUGAAACGUCCAGAGUAGGCCAACCUAUAAGGACAGAAAGUAGGUUAGUGAUUGCCAAGGUGUGGGUGAAGGGGAGAAUUGAAAUUAACUGCUAAUAGGUACAGUGUUUCUUUUUGAAGAAAUGAAAAUAUUCUGGAGUUAGCAGUAGUAAUGGUUGCACAAAUAGUGAAUGUACUAAAAACUACUGAAAUGUACAGUGUAA